AUGUUUUUUGAUCGUGAAUCAACAGUGGUUAUUACUAAAUUCAAUAAUUUAUCUGAAUCAGUAUUAACUAAUUAUUGUACAAAUUUUGGUAUUGUUCUUCGAUGUUUCAUCAAAACUUCUACUCAGGCUCGAAAUAAAGAUCCUUAUGCUCUAAUCAAAUUUGCUGAAGCAUCAAGUGUUACUUCUAUUCUUAGUCAUCGUAAUCAUACUAUCAAUGGUGUACAUGUUGUAAUGCGAAAUUAUCGUCAAGAUACAAAUAAUUCUGGUCCAAUACAGACAUCACCAAGUUUAAUAUCAUCAAUCCAACAAAAUCAAACUAAAACUAAUAAUAAUAAUGAUAAUAAUAAUAAUGAAACAACAUCAAUGAAUUAUGAUCAAAUCAUACAAGAAAAUCAUGCACUUAAACAUGAAAUAGUUAAUCUUCAACAGUUACUGUUUGAAACACAAACAUAUUCUAAAACUGCUUAUGAUACAUUUCAAGCUCUACGAGAAAGAUUUGAAGCAGAGCAAAAUCUUAAAAAUAAACUCAAAUUAGAAUAUGCAGCUAUGAUUGAAUCAUAUGAAGCUCGAUUAAAACAAUUAUUAUCAUCAUCAUCAGUAUCAUCUUUUAUAAAAACAACAGAAAAAGAUAAAGUAAAAGAAGAACCAAUUGAUGGUAAUUCUCAAGUAAUGCAUUUAGAAAAUAAUUCACUUGAAAUGCAAAUAAUAAAAGAUCAUCUAGAACAAGCACAGAUUGAUUUAGGUAAAUAUCAUACGGAAAAUGCUUUACUUAAUGCUAAGUUAAUCUCACGUGAACAACAAUUUGAUAUGCGUUUUAAAGAAUUAAAUAAUCAAUAUAUACUUAUGAAAAAACAAUAUGAACAUUUGUCAUCAUGUAUUAAAGAUUUUUAUGAAAAAUUAUAUCCAAGUAUAGAAUUAAAAUCUGAAUUAAAAGAAGAUAAUAUGAAUAAAUCUGAUCAAGAAAAUACUAAUAAAGCUAAUAAUUCAAAUGACGAUAUAAUGGAAAUAAUUAUGCAAGUAGAUCCAAUAUUAUCAUAG
Molecule: messenger RNA, 1038 nt
Organism: Rotaria sordida
Lineage: Eukaryota; Metazoa; Rotifera; Eurotatoria; Philodinida; Philodinidae
Source: the annotation of a GenBank genome assembly